Molecule: messenger RNA, 1603 nt
Organism: Lobosporangium transversale
Lineage: Eukaryota; Fungi; Mortierellomycota; Mortierellomycetes; Mortierellales; Mortierellaceae
Exons: 3
Coding region: 328-1566 (412 amino acids)
Molecular function (GO): protein binding
Source: RefSeq, a predicted model, not a curated record
CUUUUUGCGUCUCUUACAACACACAAACACUUACUUCUUUCAUUUCAUUUUAUCACUCUCUCUUUUCAUAUCUCUCCUCACCAUUUGCUAAAUAUAUAUAUAUAUAUAUAUAUAUAUAUAAAAUCUACAACACAACACAACUCAAUACAACACUACACUACACUGCACUGCACUACACUAUCUAUACCAUACUAUACUAUACUACACUUCACUACAACUGCACUACAUCAUAAACACACACACGUUUAUACCACUCUUAAUCGAAUAUAUACAAAUAUAUAUACAUAUAAAAAUACACAUACAACAUAUACAUAUUCACAUAGAGCCAUGGCCGAAUCACCAAGUUACAUCUCAUUUCAUGACCUGACUCCAGAGGCUCGGUGGUUAUGGGCGUCUCCGUCGAUUGUUGAUGUACUUGGGUAUACAGCAGAGGAGCUGAUUGGCAGUUGUGUGUACGAUGUGAUCUUGCCCUCGGAUGUGCAACAGGGAAAGACAACCCAUAAAGAGAAUGUGAUGAAUGACUUUGCCGCAAGUCAGACAUUACUUCGAUGCAGAAAUAAGGACGGACGGGUGGUCCAAUGCCUUGCUGUCUUCAGUGUCUGUUACGAUGUCAUCAUCAACCGUUCCAUCCUUGUCGAUGAAACGGCCUGUCCAUAUGUUCCACUUCGGGCCCAUUCUGCUGCAAUGACUCGUCUCGUAGGAUCAAAGAAACAGGAAUUCGAGAGAAUCAAACGCCAUCAUGAAGCAUUCGCAGCCAAUACCUGGGAUUCUCAGGGAUUACAGACAGAAUUGCGUGCCUGUAUGAUCCUGAAUCGAUACUCACGGAACCUGAUGGUCAUGUAUGCCUCCCCCACGUGUGAACAAAUCUUCCAUAUUGACUCGGAGCAAAUUGUUGGCAAGCCCGUUCUGCUGUUCGUUCGGGCAGACGAUCUGGCCUCGUUUGUGGAACAGCUGGAUAUGAUCAAGGCCUCUUCCUCGAUCCUGCACAUGAAGUUUUGGUUCCAAUCCCCUAACUGGGCUCGAGAGAUCCCUUGUGAGGCCAUGAUCUUUGGUGCCUCGGACGGGAUCGUGGCCAUCAUGCGACGGUGUAGACCCUUUGUGAGGAAACAUUUCCUCACCAACAGAGCUCACUAUGAUGUCUACAACAGCAGAAACUCCUCCUGGUCAUCAACCGUAAGCACAGCACAGUCCUAUACCUCCACCCCUUCCUCCUCCGUCUCCUCCAGUCCGAUCACGAUGUCCAAACUCCGGGAGAUCCGGAUUGUGGAACAACAUGAAGAUGGGAAGGUCAAGCCCCUGACUAUUCCUAAGGACGAUCCCAGUCUAAUGUCAGAGAUCUCUAGUUUUCCUCAUGGAGUCAAGGAGAUCCAAGUCCGAGAUUAUGUAGAGGAGGAGGAUGAUGAUGAUGAGGAUGGCGAUGAGGAUGAAUAUGAAGAGGAUGAUAGUUAUUAUGAUGACAUUAGCAAGGAUGAUGAUAUGGCUGUGGAUGGUAGGGCUCGAGAUGUUCGAUAUAACGAUGGCAGAGUAGAUAGUGCUAUGAGAACUUUGAGACUUCGUGAGCAAUAGUAUAUAAUUAAAAGGAAAGGAAUAAAAUAAACCCCCC